CCUGGCCCCGCCUCCCGCGCAGCCGGAAGCAGAAGUGUCAAUGGCCGGCCACUUCCGGCUGGGCUCUGAGGCGGCAGGAGGACGCUGUAGCGUGGCGGCUUCCGCUCACAGGGCCCACGUCAGGCGUGACCACCGGGCGCCCCAGCCCUGCACCAUGAAGGAGACCGACCGCGAGGCCGUGGCCACGGCCGUACAGAGGGUGGCGGGCAUGUUGCAGCGCCCCGACCAGCUGGACAAGGUGGAGCAGUACCGCCGGAGGGAGGCCCGCAAGAAGGCAUCGGUGGAAGCCCGGCUCAAGGCCGCCAUCCAGUCCCAGCUGGACGGCGUGCGCACGGGCCUGAGCCAGCUGCACAGCGCUCUGACCGACGUCAGGGACAUCCGGCGCGCCCUGGGUGCCGUGAGCACCGACUGGCGCCAGAGCAUCAGCACCAUCGAGAGCCUCCGGGACGUGAAGGACGCCGUGGUGCGGCACAGCCAGCUGGCCGCCGCUGUGGAGAACCUCAAGAGCAUCUUCUCAGUGCCCGAGAUUGUGCGGGAGACGCAGGACCUGAUCGAGCAGGGGGCGCUCCUGCAGGCCCACCGCAAGCUGAUGGACCUGGAGUGCUCCCGGGACGGGCUGAUGUACGAGCAGUACCGCAUGGACAGCGGGAACACGCGGGACAUGACCCUCAUCCACAGCUACUUCGGGAGCACGCAGGGGCUCUCGGACGAGCUGGCCAAGCAGCUGUGGAUGGUGCUGCAGCGGGCGCUGGUGACCGUGCGCCGGGACCCCACGCUGCUGGUCUCAGUGGUGAGGAUCAUCGAGAGGGAGGAGAAGAUCGACCGGCGCAUCCUGGACCGCAAGAAGCAGACGGGCUUCGUGCCCCCGGGGCGGCCCAAGCGCUGGAAGGACAAGAUGUUCUCCGUCCUGGACAGGACGGUGACCACCAGGAUCGAGGGCACCCAGGCCGACACCAGGGAGUCGGACAAGAUGUGGCUCGUGCGCCACCUGGAGAUCAUCAGGAAGUACGUGCUGGACGACCUGCUCGUGGCCAAAAGCCUGUUGGUGCAGUGCUUCCCCGCCCACUACGGGAUCUUCCGCAGCCUCCUGGGCAUGUACCACCAGGCCCUGAGCACGCGCAUGCAGGAGCUGGCCGCAGAGGACCUGGAGGCAAACGAGAUAGUGAGCCUGCUCACCUGGGUCCUCAACACCUACACCAGCUGCGAGAUGAUGGGGAACCUGGAGCUGGCCCCAGAGGUGGACGUCAGUGCCCUGGAGUCUCUUCUCGCUCCACAUGUGAUCUCUGAGCUGCUGGACACCUACAUGUCAACUCUCACCUCCAACAUCAUCGCCUGGCUACGGAAAGCUCUGGAGACAGACAAGAAAGACUGGAUGCGAGAGACUGAGCCAGAGGCUGACCAGGACGGGUACUUUCAGACAACGCUCCCUGCCAUCGUCUUCCAGAUGUUUGAACAGAAUCUUCAAGUUGCUGCUCAGAUAAGUGAAGAAUUGAAGACAAAGGUGUUAGUUCUGUGUCUCCAGCAGAUGAACUCCUUCCUAAGUAGGUACAAGGAGGAGGCCCAGCAGUAUAAGGAGGACCACCUUCGCGACCGUCAGCACCCACACUGCUAUGUGCAGUACAUGAUUGCCAUCAUCAACAACUGCCAGACCUUCAAAGAGUCCAUCGUCAGUCUGAAAAGGAAGUAUCUGAGCAGUGACAUGGAGGAGGGCCUGGGCCUGAGCCAGCCCAGCAUGGACGGGGUCCUGGACGCCAUCGCCAAGGAGGGCUGCAGCGGCCUGCUGGAAGAGGUCUUCCUGGACCUGGAGCAACAUCUCAGUGAGCUGAUGACUAAGAAGUGGCUGCUGGGCUCCAACGCUGUGGACACCAUCUGUGUCACCGUGGAGGACUACUUCAAUGACUUUGCUAAAAUUAAGAAGCCAUAUAAGAAGAGGAUGAUGGCAGAGGCGCACCGGCGCGUGGUGGUGGAGUACCUGCGGGCUGCCAUGCAGAAGCGCAUCUCCUUCCGCAGCGCCGAGGAGCGCAAGGAGGGCGGCGAGAGGAUGGUGCGCGAGGCGGAGCAGCUGCGCUUCCUCUUCCGGAAGCUGGCGUCCGGGUUCGGGGAGGAUGUGGAUGGGCACUGUGAUACUAUUGUCGCCGUGGCCGAGGUCAUCAAGCUCACGGACCCCUCCUUGCUCUAUCUGGAAGUCUCCACACUGGUCAGCAAGUACCCUGACAUCAGGGACGACCACAUAGGCGCGCUGCUGGCCAUGCGUGGAGAUGCCAGCCGGGACAUGAAGCAGACCAUCAUCGAGAGCCUGGAGCAGGGCCCCACACAGGCGAGCCCCCACUACGUGCCCCUUUUUAAGGACAUCAUGGUGCCCAGUCUGACCGUGGCCAAGCUGCUCAAGUAGCCGAUCCAGGUGCUACCAUGCCUAGGAGGACAGACGACAGCUGGCCCUUCUCCCUGGCAGAGCAGGGCUGCUGACUGCCGCAGACAGCCUCACCUUCAGGGGCUGUGUCCCUGGGCUCCCGUGGACACCCUGCAUUGAGUGACUACGUGAUCCCCCCCAGCUGGGCCCGUGUCCUUAUUACCCAGUGCCAGUUUAUAGGUGGCAGUGUGAGUGUCCGUGUCCAUGUCCUGUGUAAGCUGUGCUAUAUGCCCUCAGCAGAGCUGCCAGCCUCGCCUCCCUCCCAGCACCCACAGAUGAGGAAUAAACGGGGCUGUGUGCUCUGA
Messenger RNA from Erinaceus europaeus (western European hedgehog), 2715 nucleotides. RefSeq names its product exocyst complex component 3 (gene EXOC3). Gene Ontology annotation, cellular component: exocyst. The coding region runs from base 41 to 2392 and encodes 783 amino acids. Gene Ontology annotation, molecular function: SNARE binding. Lineage: Eukaryota; Metazoa; Chordata; Mammalia; Eulipotyphla; Erinaceidae. The record is from RefSeq and is a predicted model, not a curated record. The transcript is spliced from 13 exons. Gene Ontology annotation, biological process: exocyst localization; exocytosis.